UCUUCUGACCCAGAGAAACUCACAGAUUCAGUGUCUCACAUCAUGAAGCUUCUGGUGUUUCUUCUGUUGCCUUACCUCUCUCUGAGUGAGGUUGGGAAGGAUUUUAAUCAAUGCGGUCAGUUCUUUUUGAAUAAUGUCCCUCCUCAGUUCAUACCACCAGCGGGUGUCUCAGUCCAGCACAUCUGUCAGUGUCUUUGGGACGACAGCGAUCAGAUAAUGUAUCUUUAUGCAACUUUGUACAGCACAACAUGGAGGAUCCCCAUCUACUCUGCAUAUGUGUUUGGGAGCCCAAAUAUUGGGAGGUGUGAUGCUUGGUACAUCGAACCUCAGCUGGAUGAUAAUAAUGCUGAUCCGUGUAUGAGUCCUAAAGGUUAUAAACGCACUAUUGGUAAAAAUCAGGCUGUGAAUAGUGACUAUAAGGGCUCUGUCUAUGACAAAGGUCAUCUCUACCCGGUGCAGCACACCGACAAUCAUCUCUCCAUGCUGGCCACCUCCACCCUGACCAACGCCGCUCCACAGGACCCAACGUUCAAUCAGAAUGCAUGGAAGACACAUGAGGGGGCUGUAAUUAAAGAUCUGGAAGGCUGUGACAAGGCUUAUGUAGUGACUGGUGUAGUUCCUGAUAUCAACAACAAAAUUAAUAAUAGAGUUACUGUCUCAAAGUAUUACUGGAGAGCCACCUGCUGUUUAAAGAAUGGUGUGGUCACAGGGCAGGGUUACUAUGGACCUAACAAUAACCAAGUGCAGAAGUUAUCAAUUACAGCCCUACAGACACAGCUGGACAAAGAUUACAACGUGAAUAAUAUUAAGAUUUUCCCAAGCCCCGCGACAGGUGGCUGUAACUAGUUUAACCUUGAACCUAUGAGCUAAAAAUGGAUCAGUUGACAUAUACUGUAUAUCUUUAACUGGGGUUGGUAAUAGCUGGUAUCAAUUCUUUAUUCCCUAGAUCAUGACUUUAUGCUCCUGACCUGGCUUUAUGUUAUUUUUAAACAAUAUAAUCUUUAUCAACUUCACUGUUUGACUGUUAUUAUCAUGUGUUUAAAUCAAUGCUGGAUGUAUAAUCGGUUACAUUUAAUAAACACAGUGUGCAAGUGUG
Megalobrama amblycephala (Wuchang bream) is the source of this 1096-nucleotide messenger RNA. Its product is annotated as endonuclease domain-containing 1 protein-like. The coding region runs from base 43 to 846 and encodes 267 amino acids. The record is from RefSeq and is a predicted model, not a curated record. NCBI's taxonomy places the organism in Eukaryota, Metazoa, Chordata, Actinopteri, Cypriniformes, Xenocyprididae. The transcript has 2 exons. Gene Ontology annotation, molecular function: hydrolase activity; nucleic acid binding; metal ion binding.